AUGGACCCCUCAUUUUCUCAAAACCCCUCUCCUGACUCCCCAAGACCGACCCAGAAUCCGCCCACCGGUUCGCGGGCCAGUCUGAGCCAUCGACCGGCCAGUCGGAAGCAAAGCUCAGACUCUACAUCCAAUAAUAGGAAUGCCCCCAUCCCAGAUGAUGAACAUGGGGCUGAUAUGCCCUUGACCAUGUCUGCUUCGGUGGUGCUAACCAGCCUACCGCGUGAUGCCCAUCAAGCACUGGCAGAUGCCGAGGCCGUUGAUAAGGGGAAAGUUACAGUCCGCUUCCAACCUCUGGCUUCAGCGCCCAUACUGAAAAACAAAGUUUUCAAAAUCAGUGCCUCCCAGAAGUUUGAGACUGUAGUCAAGUUCCUCAGAAAGAAGCUAGACUGCAAAGAGACGGACUCUGUCUUCUGUUAUGUCAAUAGCGUCUUUGCGCCGGGGCUGGAUGAGGGUGUUGGAGGCUUGUGGAGAUGCUUUAAAGUUGAUGACCAAUUGAUUGUCUCAUACUCCAUGACGCCUGCGUUUGGGUGA
Messenger RNA from Aspergillus bombycis, 531 nucleotides. Its product is annotated as ubiquitin-like protein ATG12. The record is from RefSeq and is a predicted model, not a curated record. Gene Ontology annotation, biological process: nucleophagy; autophagy of mitochondrion; C-terminal protein lipidation. Bases 1 to 531 code for a protein of 176 amino acids. The transcript is spliced from 3 exons. Gene Ontology annotation, cellular component: Atg12-Atg5-Atg16 complex; cytoplasm; phagophore assembly site membrane. Lineage: Eukaryota; Fungi; Ascomycota; Eurotiomycetes; Eurotiales; Aspergillaceae.